Molecule: messenger RNA, 465 nt
Organism: Octodon degus (degu)
Lineage: Eukaryota; Metazoa; Chordata; Mammalia; Rodentia; Octodontidae
Product: ADP-ribosylation factor 4-like
Exons: 1
Coding region: 1-465 (154 amino acids)
Biological process (GO): intracellular protein transport; vesicle-mediated transport
Cellular component (GO): plasma membrane; cytoplasm
Molecular function (GO): GTP binding; GTPase activity
Source: RefSeq, a predicted model, not a curated record
AUGCAUAACUGGAUGGUUGGAUUGGACGCUGCUGGCAAGACAACCAUUCUGUAUAAACGCAAGUUAUGGGAGAUAGUCACCGCCAUUCCUACUGUUGGUUUUAAUGUGGAAACAAUAGAACAUAAGAACAUUUGUUUCACAGUGUGGGAUGUUGUUGGUCAAGAUAAAAUUCGGCCUCUGCGGAGGCAUUACUUCCAGAAUACCCAGGGCCUUGUAUUUGUGGUAGAUAGCGAUGAUCGUGAAAGAAUUCAGGAAGGAGCAACUGUACUGCAGAACAUGCUCCAGGAAGAUGAGCUGCAAGAUGCAGUGCUGCUGCUGUUUGCAAACAAACAGGAUUUGCCAAACGCUAUGCCCAUCGGUGAAAUGUCAGGUAAGUUGGGUCUUCAGUCUCUUCGGAACAGAACAUGGUAUGUUCAAGCCACUUGCGCUACACAAGGAAAGGGUUUGCAUGAAGGUCUAGACUAG